AUGCUGCUCUCUGCAUUUCUUCCGCAAAAUCCAUUAUCCAAUCGCACCCCACCCCACCACGCCCCUACUCCUACCCUCCUCUUCUACAAAGCAGCAGCAGCAGUUCACGCUUCUACACUGAGAGUACCACCAGUCGCUCUCGCUACCUCCUCUACUACUCUCCGUCACGUGAGCGGCACGUGCUCCGAUGAUGGCGACGACGCCGGUGAAGGCAUGGUUGUGUCAGCGUCAGCUGUUGUUGCGGCGAUACGGAAUGCUUCCACGUCACCAGUGGAGUUCGUACAGAGGAUUGAGAAAGAUGAGGGGAAGAAUAGAGGUUUAGUAUUACCCAGUGCUGAUUUCCACAGACUUUGCAUUGAACAAUUGGAACUAUUUCGACGUAUUGUCCAUCCUGACUCCGUUCUUUCCGUUUAUGUAAGACCAGCUGGCAGCUAUGUAAUGGACCGCCUAGAGUUGCGGCGGAUUACUUUACAUCCACAUGCUAAUGCAACAGAUCUUGUGAUUCUAAUUGGUAACUUUAGCAUUCCAGCAGGCUUAAGAAUUGCCGAAGCAGCUCUUUCGAGGAAAGAGGCAGAGUUACUUCCCGAGCUUGGAGCUGUGGUGUUCCCUAUGGUGAAGCACCCGUUUAUUGUUGGGUUUUUAGUUGCGGAACUCCCAAGAACUACAUGGGAUAAGGGAGGGCUUAAUGUGAAAGAAUGGCCUGCUCAAGAGGAGAUUUUUUCUUUGCCUCCUAGCACACAUUUGAAAUCAUUGAAUGUCCAAACUUCAAGCGACCACUCCUUUGAGAUGUUAAAAUUUACAGCCGAGCAAAGAUUAAAUGCAAUAAAUAUUAACCGUUCACUUGCAAUGGCUUAUGUCAUGGAUCAGAAAGCAAUUCUGCUCCAACAGUCCACCUGGCAAAAUAAUAUCAGGAUGAGCAAUUUGGUUGAGCAAAUUCGGGGUUCUCUUUCCAGUAUUCGAACUUUGAGUAAGAUGUUAUCUGUUCAGAUUAGAAAGAGUGAGAUUUCAUAUGACAUUGUUCAAGACAUUUUGGAGCAAGGUGAUUGCUUGAGUGACACUCUUAAGGGACUCCAGGAUGCUGUUUCUUUAACAAAGGCUAAUAUAAUGCGCUAUAGUGAAGAAACAUUGAAAAGGAUGCCUAAAUCAACUCAUCCUGGUCAUGAGUCAGUGAGGUCACAGUUAUCCAAUAACUUAUCUGAGAAGCUAGAAUCUCUCUCUUCAAAAUCCAAGGAUCUAGAAAUGCCAAUGCCACCUCUUGCUCUUGCACCUUUACGCCAGGAAGGAAUCAGACCAUGCAAUGUUUCUGAUGUACUGGUUGAUUUGGUGGGGGCAAUGGCGCCUUUAGCAAACGAGCAGCGGAGAGCCGUUUUACUUUCUGAGGUUCCAAGAUCUUUACAAGUACCUGUAGAAGAGCCUGCUCUACGACAGGCAUUGGGUAAUUUAAUCGAGGGUGCUUUAUUGCGUAUACAAGCUGGUGGGAAGGUUGAAAUUGUUGCCACUGGAGCACCUGCAGGGGGCGCUCUUAUUAUAAUUGAUGAUGAUGGCCUUGAUAUGCACUAUAUGACACAGAUGCACUCUCUAGCACCUUUUGGGGCAGAUCUGUUUUCUGAAGAUAAGGUAGAGGACAACAUGACAUGGAACUUUGUGGCUGGGCUAACUGUUUCUCGAGAAAUAUUGGAGAGUUAUGGAUGUGUUGUGCGGUUGAUCUCACCACGAGUAACGGAUGCUGCAAUUGGAACUGGAGGAACCCGAAUAGAACUCUGGUUUCCCUCUUUAUCUGCUUCAUCUGUCGUAAAUGACCCUUCUCAUGAGGUUUAACAAUGAUUGGGAAUUCCACUAUCGUUUAUCUAGUUGUUGAAAGGACAAGAACAUACAACAAAUUUCCUGUUUGAUCCUUUGCGGAUGCUGAGAUGGAAAAAUUGAAAAGAACAUGUACUUUUCUGAUCCAUUUAGUGACACAAAUUUACCAGAUGACUAAUUUCUCUCCUACUGGGCCUGAACAAUAUGUGGAAGGUAUAGCGAAUGCUACCGGAGAAUGUCCUGAUAAUAUUUGGGGGAAUCAUUCGUUUGGCUUCGUCAAACACUUCCUCCCGCUGGUCAAGCCUUCUACAGAAAAAGCAAUGCUUGAAGACUUCUGUAUAUACUUUAGCAUAGAAGUUAUUUCCAUUUGUCAAUCUGUUAUCUGUUGUGUUGCUAAGAAAUAUUGUGACUAUGAACCGAUUGCAUGGACAGAAACUGCAGUUGUAUAAAUCAGUGUACCCCUA
Messenger RNA from Lycium ferocissimum, 2264 nucleotides. Its product is annotated as chloroplast sensor kinase, chloroplastic. Bases 1 to 1818 code for a protein of 605 amino acids. Lineage: Eukaryota; Viridiplantae; Streptophyta; Magnoliopsida; Solanales; Solanaceae. The transcript is spliced from 9 exons. The record is from RefSeq and is a predicted model, not a curated record.